Molecule: messenger RNA, 1590 nt
Organism: Xiphophorus couchianus (Monterrey platyfish)
Lineage: Eukaryota; Metazoa; Chordata; Actinopteri; Cyprinodontiformes; Poeciliidae
Product: gastrula zinc finger protein XlCGF8.2DB-like
Exons: 1
Coding region: 140-1303 (387 amino acids)
Biological process (GO): regulation of transcription by RNA polymerase II
Molecular function (GO): RNA polymerase II cis-regulatory region sequence-specific DNA binding; DNA-binding transcription factor activity, RNA polymerase II-specific
Source: RefSeq, a predicted model, not a curated record
UGAAUCAGAACCAAACAGGAACCAAGUCAUCUUCCAGGAAGCUGCUGAAGCUGAGAACCAAAAUCAGGAAAGAAGAAAACCUUUCUCAAGUGUCAUCUGUGAAAAGCGUUUGACUUUCAAAUCUGUUUUUGAUGCUCAUAUGAGAACUCAUACGGGUGAAAAGCCGUUUACGUGUGUGACCUGUGGAAAAAGUUUUCGUCAAAAAUCUAAUUUAACUCGGCACAUGAUGAUUCACACUGGUGAAAAGCCGUUUUCAUGUGUGACCUGUGGAAAAAGUUUUAGGCAUAAACAGUAUUUAACUCGGCACAUUAUGAUUCACACAGGUGAAAAGCCGUUUUCAUGUGUGACCUGUGGGAAAACUUUUAGGCAUAAACAGUAUUUAUCUCAGCACAUGAUGAUUCACACCAGUGAAAGGCCAUUUUCAUGUGUGACCUGUGGGAAAACUUUUAGUCGAAAAUUUACUUUAACUGAGCACAUGAUGAUUCACACUGGUGAAAAGCCGUUUUCAUGUGUGACCUGUGGAAACAGUUUUAUUCAUAAACCGGCUUUAACUGAGCACAUGAGGAUUCACACUGGUGAAAAGCCGUUUUCAUGUGUGAACUGUGGAAAAAGUUUUAGGCAUAAACGGCAUUUGACUCAGCAUAUGAGGAUUCACACUGGUGAAAAGCUGUUUUCAUGUGCGAAUUGUGGAAAAUGUUUUAGUCAAAAACACGUUUUAACUCGGCACAUGAGGAUUCACACUGGUGAAAAGCUGUUUUCAUGUCUGACCUGUGGAAAAAGUUUUCUUCAAAAACAGCAUUUAUCUCGGCACAUGAUGAUUCACACUGGUGAGAAGCCGUUUUCAUGCGUGACCUGUGGAAGAAGUUUUACUCAAAAACAUGAUUUAACUCAUCAUGUCAUGAUUCAUACUGGUGAAAAGCCGUUUUUAUGUGUGACCUGUGGAAAAAGUUUUACUCUAAAACAUGCUUUAACUAUGCACAUGAAGAUUCACACUGGUGAAAAGCCGUUUUCAUGUGUGACCUGUGGGAAACGUUUUAUUCGAAAACACAAUUUAAGUAAGCACAUGAUGAUUCACACAGGUGAAAAGCCGUUUUCGUGUGUGAACUGUGGAAAAUGUUUUAGUCAGAAACACGAUUUAACUCGGCACAUGAGGUUUCACACUGGUGAAAAGCCGUUUUCAUGUGUGACCUGUGGAAAAAGUUUUAGUGAAAAACAGAAUUUAUCUAUUCACAUGAGGACUCACACUGGUAAAAAGCCUUUUUCAUGUGGAAACUGUGGAAAAGGUUUUUUUUUACAAAGUUAGUUUAAAUCGGCACAUGAUGACUCAGAGGCGACAAGCCGUAGCAGUGUUUUACAUGUGUGUCCUAUGUUGAGCUUCACUAUUAAAUUGAUUUGGUUAAAAACUAGAAUUAAAGACUGGAGAGAUUUCAUGUCUAUAAAGCAUCUUUACAUUAGGAUACGUAGAGAUGUGAAGCAAUUUCCUUGAGAGAUGCUUUGUUUUUUUUCUGGCAUAUUCUGUAGCAACAAUAAUGACAAACUGUAUUGUUGUUAUAUAAACCGUUCAAUAAAAUGACAUGGAUUAUAACAAAA